This is a messenger RNA of Camponotus floridanus (Florida carpenter ant), 5895 nucleotides long. Its product is annotated as centrosomal protein of 152 kDa. The transcript is spliced from 12 exons. Gene Ontology annotation, biological process: centriole replication. Gene Ontology annotation, cellular component: centrosome. The record is from RefSeq and is a predicted model, not a curated record. Lineage: Eukaryota; Metazoa; Arthropoda; Insecta; Hymenoptera; Formicidae. The coding region runs from base 414 to 4547 and encodes 1377 amino acids.
GGACUUAACGAGCGAUUGUUUACAAGCGCGCGCGCUCGGGUCCUCCCGCUCCCGCGAUCUACUACGGAGUACAUAGCGUAGCGUGUGUAAAUAAUAAUCGCGCGCGCUCGUCCGUGUCGCGUGUCGUGUCGCAGUAUUCGCAGCGGCCGCCCGACCCCGUCGGUUCUCCGAAGGUGAGACAUCCCCGAGGGAUGUGCGCGUCGCGACGCGUCCUAUCCCCCGUCGUACUCGUCGUACGCGACGCGGGCCCCGCCACCGCGGCGUACAUCGUGUGUACACCACCGUGACCCACUUGUUGCGUCUAGGUUAUGGCGUUAUAAACAAAAAUAUGCUGCGCACAAUAGACGCGUCCGUCGUCAGUCGCGUCGCGAGUCGUGAGUCGUGAGGUUUGUCGCGCUUGCCGGCACCAGGGCAUGGAGGCGGGCCCGGGCCUGAGCCUGUUUCAGGGCACCGAGAGCAUACAGCUGAAUACGGUGGCGCAGAGGCUCGAGGAAGAGGAGGAGCAGGAGGAUAAAAGGCGACGUGAGGGGGAGCUCCAGGUUCUCAUGACAACGGCAUUCAAUGAUUUAGAGAAUGAUGAUGACGAUGGCACUUCUGUCGAUAGUAGCCACUAUCAAGAUGAUAGUAUCAGAGAUACUGAUUGCACCAAUACAGUAGUCAACUCUGGCCUGGAAUCGGUUACAUCUGCCAAAAGUCAGGUAGUGGUGCAAAAGGAACUUGAUGUCUAUAAUCACAUAGGGAAUGUGAAUAAUUACGAUCACGAUGUGAUAACAAAUCACAUAUCUGACUCCGAAAUCGGUGGAAAUGUGCAGGCCGAUUUCGAUUUAUGUAGACAAACGGGAACGCCGUAUGUCAACAACAGAUUCAACGACAACAGCAACAGCAAUAGCAUGCUGGAUACGCCGUAUGAAUUAUCAAAACCACCAACUGGAUACCCUCGUAAGAUGCAUCCACAGUCGGUUGAGGAGUGCACGUUCGGCGAAACUUAUCCCUACAAUUAUGAAACACCAUCCAAUCAUUAUAAUACUCACAAACCCAAGAAAUACUCCAACAAUGGUUUUACCGAUAUAUAUGAAAAUAAUGUACAAAGUAAGCAGAUUCAGGAAUUUGGUGGAGGCGAUAACGCUACCUCGGAUCAUAUAAAUCAUUGCUACAAGACUAGUCCAAAUGGCAGGUCAAUAGAUGAUGAUGUAGCAUACAAAUCAGCAGAGUAUAAUAGCAAAGAGCAACUCGAAGUAUUGUACAAAGUCAGAUUAAGAGAGAUCGAUCGUUUGACGGAUGAAUUACAACAAGUACAAUCGGAAAAAGAGGAUGAAAAAAAUCAACUGACGAGGAAAUUAUUGCUGUUACAAGCGGAAGUUGACAAAAUUAAUAUUUCCAGGACUCAAGCGCAACAUGCGCUGGUUGAUGCUAAGGCUGAGAUAAGUGAUUUGCAAAGGCAAAUGGAGUCUCUAAAAGAGAAAAACGCAGUUUUGGAGAAGACAAAUCAAAAUAUAACGGAAGAAUUGAAUAUUGCGAGAGACUCUGUCAUAGAUUUGCAACAAAAAAUUACUGUGCUAGAAAGAGCACAGAUGUUACAAACAAAUGAUAAGACGCAUGAAAAAUUUUUGAAACAGGCGCAAGAAAAACAUGCGGUGGAAAUGAAAAAUAUGCAGACUCAGAUAGAUGUUCUUACAGACAAGUUAAAUGUCAAGCUGCUCAAUAUGGACAUUGGCAACAAUAAUAUUUGGGAGACGUCGUGUGUUACUCUCGAACAUAAAUUGAACGAUGCUCGAAGAGCGCACGAGGCUCUCAUGGUGGAGAAGGGUGACACCAUGAAUCGAUUGGCGCAAGCAUUGGAAGAAAGUCAAACCCAAUGCCGCAAUCUUAUGGCCACAAAUAGUGCGCAGCAAGUAAUGCAAUUACAAGCGCAAGUGAAAAUGUUGACUCAAGAAAAGGAAGAGCUACAUAAAACUGUAGAUGAUUUGCAGAACAAAUUGGAGGUAGUCAAAAGUGAUAUAGCACAAUACGAUUCAUUAUUGACCACAACUUUGGAUGAUGAAUCUGAUUCAAUUAGACAGAUGAAAUUAGGUGAACUUCAUAAUAAAUCGAAAUCAAAACCAGUUGACGAUAUCACAAAUAAAUUGAAAGGCGAGCUGCAAAGAUGUCUGGCUGGUCAAGCUGUAAAGAGAAAGGAAAUAAAUCGUUUAGAAAAUACUCUAUCACAGAAAGAAAAGGAGUUAAACAAAGCUCUAAUGUUAGCUGAAACGUGUCGACAGGAAGCGGCGCGGUAUGCCAAACGAAUUAACGAAUUGGAGCAAGAAUUAAAAUCUGUAUUAACAGACGAGGCCAUGAAAGCGAAUGCUAAAAUACAAAAAUUGUCAGAUCAUUUAAAUGAUGUGAGAAAACAAUACGAAUUGUUAUAUGAUGAGAAGAUUAGCAUAGAACAAAAAUUAGAAGAGGCUUUAGCUGUUAACCAAGAGAGACUUAAUAAAAUGCAUCAAGAGACUAUAGAACAACAAGAAAAAGAAGCUAUUGAUGAAUAUAACAAAGAAUACUUGGAGAUACAUGCUAAAGCCAUAGAAAGAGUAAAGCAAGAAGCACAAAUGGAGAUAGUACAAUUAUCCGUACAAUUAGAACAAACACAAAAAGAGUUAAGUCGCGUAAAAGAAUUAUACAUAGAUGUAUGUGGAACAAAGGAACAAUUAAUAAAUGAGCAUAAAAAUGAAAUCAAAACAUUAAAAAAUAAAUACAGUAUAAUUGAAUCACAUCACAAUGAUGUAGAAAAAUUAGAAAACGAAUUACAAACGCAGAUUAAACUGUGUAAUAAACUAACUAGAGAAUGCGAAGAUUUCAAAAGCAAAAUAAUCGAGUUGGACAAAGAUCUGGUAUAUGAAAGGAGAAAAAAAGAGGAUCAUAUGAAAAAGAUACAUUCUGAAAUAGAACGAGCGAAAGAAGAAGCGUUACAUGAAUUAAGAAAUGCACACCCGAAUCAAGAAAUCAGUUUUCUUCUACCAGAUCAUUGUUCUGAACAUUUAGAAAAAAUUAAUCAGUUGGAGGAAGAUUGCAAGCGUUUGGAAGAGAAGCUUCAAAUCGCCAUGCAGGAGCAAAAAAAAUUAUCUGAUUAUCAAACUGAAUUGGACGAUGCCAGAUUGAAAAUAGCGCAAAUGGAAAUCUCGCAGGAAUCGUGGAAGAAGAAAUAUGAGAAAAUCGUCAAUGAGAAAAAAGAUCUUUUUGCAAAAGUCUCUAAAUUAGAUAUAGAAUUAUCGAAUCUAAAACGUACCACAAAGUUCGAAGACUCGGACGACGUGAAACUGAAGAUUGCUCGGUUUCAAACAGAAAAUGAGACACUGAAAAGUCAAUGCGAUAAGCUACUCGGCGAAAGAAAUACUUGUAAAGAGAAAAUCGCUGAACUUGAAGCAGAGUUGUUCGAUACAAAGAAAAAAAUUAUCAAUUUUGAAGGAAAAUUACGGAAAAGCGGCGAGGUAACACUAAAUUCGAAGAAUGAAUUGGAGAAAGAGCUCUCUUAUUAUAAGGAUUUGGUUGCGCAAUUAACUAGGUUAAAUAAUUCAAAAGAGGAAUUAGUCAAUGACUCCGCGACAUUGGAACAGAGAAUGCAACAGCUUCAGCAGGAUUUACGAAGCAAAGACGAAAAACUGAGUAGGCUACUGAAAGAUUAUGAGAAACUCAAAGAUGAAAGAGAUCAAUUAGUAAUAAAAUUGCGAAAUCAAGCCAAACAAUUCGAACAAUACGUCAAAAGUCAAAAUAAAGUCUCCGCGGAAUUGAAUCUGUCUCCUCGUAGUACGAGCGAUAGUACCGAUUUUCAAAAAAUGAAGGAGAUUAUGGCAAAAGAGGUACGAGAAGGAAUGGAACAGAAAGUGGUGAAGGAACUUAGAGGAAUUGAGGAACGGAAUUUCGAAAAGCGGAAAGAACUAGAGGAAAAAUACAAAACUAUUGUUUCGGAGUGGCAAACAAAAUAUAACGAGAAAAAUCAAGAAGUAAUAAUUCUGCAAAACGAAAUAAUGGCGGAAAAAGCAAAAGUCAGUCAAAUUAGUCAAAUUAUAGGGAACAAACUGGAAAUUUGCAAUCGAGAAUUGCAAGCACGAAAGUUUCAAAUCGAAAAAUUGGAAGCGGAUUUAAAGAAAAAGGAGAACGAAGUUGAAGAGGAUAGAAACUGGAUGGCUCAGAUGAUGACCGGAUGGGCUGCUGAGCUUAAAGAGAGUAAAGCUAAGGAGACGGAGAAGAAUGGAGAAAUAAAGAAGUUGAAAUCUAAUGAAGAGAAAUUAAACAGUAAAAUCAAAGAGCUGAAAGAUAAAGAGAUACAGACGAAGAGCGAUAUGGAUACGUUAAAACAUAAGUAUCAGAGAGCGAAAAAGAGUGCACAGAAUUAUAAGAGUUAUGCGAAGAAUGGCAGAGAGUUUUUCACAAGUGAAUGCAAACGUAUCGAGGAGGGAUACAAAAAGGCCAUCAAUGAAGUACAACAAAACUUUUCGGUAUACAACGAAAAGUACGCCGCAAAAGUCAAGGAACUUGAGCAUCAGUAUACAGAGAAAAUAGAACAAAUAUGACUGGAGUACAAAGAUAAAUGUUGAAGUAUGUAUUAAGUAUUUUUUAAAUAUAUGCAAUAUAGUUUCUUUUUUUCCAGCUAAUAUGUAGUUACAGAGGCUAGAUAUCUUCUUUGUCUGUAAUGUAAAACACAUUAUUGUACAACAUUUUAUUAGCAGAGUUUUAUGUUAGGGACCAAUAUAUACAUAUAAGUAAAAAUGAUAUAUUUCCCAGUAGAAUUAUUAUCGCGUUUGCUUGCCAAUCUCGAUUCAUGACAAAGCGGCGAACGUUAAUUGUAGCUCUAUAGCUAUAGACAUCUGAAGUACAAUUAUCUGGUUAAUCGUCCGAGUACUCUAACUGGAUAGUAAUGUUUAUAUAUAAGUUGAUACGUCAAACGUAUGAAUAGGAAGGAGCCGUUUUUACAUUAACCAGUAUAUAUUAUAUUACAAUUUUUUAAUAAUUCGUCUAUAAUUUAAGACGAAACACGACAUGAUAAGCUCACAAACAAAAGGAAAAGCUUUAGUCACGUGUUUCUACCGAGCAUUAUUAUGACAUAAUAUGCAAGACUGGAUCUCUAUUGGAUUUUUCUCUUUUUUUCUCUUAUGAAAGUAAGUAAUAAAGAAGAAAAAUCAAAAUAUGUAGACAUUAAGGAAAACAUUAAUUUUCACUUCUUGUAAAAAAUUAAAGCACUAUUCCGAUAUAAUUCUCUCUCAUCUCUCUAUCAAAGAGUUGUUUAUCUUUGAAUAUUGGAAUUCGUUUAUACAUUUUAUACAUGUCGCUAGAAGGGAUAAUCAGAUCUAUAUUAAGAUUGUACAAAGUGACUUUUACAAUGUAGGAAUUUACUUUACAUAUAAAAUUCUUGUAACUAAGCGAAAAAUCCGAAUUGUAUUAAAGAUUUUUUAAUGCGUUAAGCAGCAGGACUGAAUAACAAAGAUCUUUACAUUAUCCUUACUCUUAAGUGACUUAAUGUGUAUAUUUAAUUAAUGGUAACGAUAGCUUUCGACGAAGUAUCGAAGACGUUCGUCUUUCUUCUUUACAUUGAAAAUUCGACGAAACGUCUAUUCGAACAAAUAAGACGCCAUAAUUAAAUUCGACGAACUCUCAAUUUUUGUAAUUUGCUUAUUUUAUUAUGCAAUUGUGUGCAAUCUCAGAAAAUGGCCAAUUAUAUCAUAUCGGCUUAUAAGAAUAUAAUAUAAAUUAAACAUUGUAUAUCUCUAUAUGUGAAGAUCUUGAUAAGAUUGUUCGAUACACACCGCGGAUAUCGUACGUUUAAAUAGAUAAUAUUAAUUUACCAGUGUCAUUACACACUUACAGACAAACACGCGCAUACACACACACAUACACUGGAUAUAGAGAAGUAUUAUUAAUAUU